AUGGCUAACGCUGUUCUGAGCCAGAGGGACGAGGUCGUCGCUGCCGUCGAGGGUCACAAUGUAGUAGCCUUUUCGGGACCGACCGAGUCUUACGCAUCCUCAUACAUCCCGUUUUUCCUUUACAAGGCGGGAUUUACGUCCAGCAGCACGUGUCGGAAGAAUCCUCCGCGAAUAUGCGUGGCGCAUUCCCGUCGCCGGGAAGUUAUGUCUUCCGCUGAAUCUUGCUCGGUGUUGAUCAACAAUCCUUCCAAAGUUGCAUGUCACCUGGGCUCGGCGGCGUCAUUGAAUUCGACGGCGGACAUAGUGUACGUCACCGAGGACUGCCUGCUGCGACGUUUGGUUGCAGAUCCCCUGCUGUCGGACUACGGCGUUGUGAUUUUGACUGGUCUGCAAGACCGUUUACUGUGCACAGAGAUCCUCUUAGCGCUAUUGAAGCGUAUAUUAUCAAGGCGUUCGCGUUUGCGCAUCGUGUUGUGUUUUGAGCGCGGCAAUGUGGAUGAGGUGCUAACCUUCUUCCGCCGUCGCGCAACGGACCGAGAUGCGGCAGCAGAAACAUCGGCUGCAGAUGGAGACGAAGUAUCAAAACCGCAUCCGGGAAACUUGCCCCAGCUGGGUGACGUUUGUCAUGUCCGGCUGAAGAGCGACCCUACCUCGUACAAGGUGCAGUAUCUAUCGGCGCCUUGCCCGAAUUAUUUGGACGCUGCAGUCUCUACAGGUGCGUUACAUAUAGCAUCCCGCUUACGAGUCGUUUCAGUGUGGAGCGUAUGCCGAAACGAACCAUCCGGUAACGUACUCGUCUUUGUGCCGUCCAGCGAGGAGCUGGAGCUGCUCCACACCAACCUUGUGGAGAGCGCGAAAUCGUUCCGGGAGCAAGGAGCGGGGAGCAUUAAUGUCGUGCCGUUAGGAGUCGGUGGAUCUGCAGAGCAGCAUAUUAAGCGAAACCCAUAUGCCUCUCGAAAUGUUUACAUCUGCUGUGACCUAAGGGAUUACCGGAGCAAAGUUGACAGCAUUCGCUACGUGGUCGAUUGCGCCUUCAGCCGUCGAAUGGUAUCCGACCACGUCAACACCGGUUCUGUGGCCUGUACGGUUCAUGCCACCCGCGACGAGAUGCGGCAGCGAUCAAACGUCAUACGGGGCCAUGGGAAAUGUUAUCGACUGCUAACAGAAGCCCACUUUCUGGACAACAGUUUGGUGAUGGAGUUCCCGAUAUCCGAGAUAAAAACGUCGGAUCUGACUACGAUGAUUCUGUUCAUCAAAUCAUUGGGUGUCUCCGAUUUUUCGGAUUUUGAGUUUGUGGUGCAGCCGCCCAUCGUUGCUAUCGAGCAUGCGCUUACCACUCUAUUUCUCCUGGGAGCCAUCGACGGCAACGGAGAUGUAGUGUAUCCGUGUGGCAAUGUGAUGGCCGAACUUCCAUACACUGCCAUGUUGUCUAACUUCCUCUAUCGCAGUACCGAGCUCGGGUGCUCCGUGGAGGCGCUAACGAUUUGCGCGAUGCUCGAGGUGCAGGACGUUGUGCUGAAGCGUGGAAAUGUCAAAUCGACAUACCAAACCGAGCGUUUACAGGCUGCCAUGCGCGGUUUCGCAGCCAGCGAGGGCGACCUAUUUUCCUACUUCAACGUGUACCAACUAGCCCACUACUACCGCGACGAAGAUACCAAGUGGCUCGCAAGGCAUGCACAUGGUGAGUGGCUCCGGUAUUCGUUCGGCGGAGAAGAUUCGAAGCCAGCUUGCGGCUCUUCUCAAGAAAUACCAGCUUCCGGAGGUGAGCACCUUUCCCUACCCCCGAUACGUCCGCAGGUCAGCUGCGGUGAGAAUUCGGCAGUUCUGCUCGAAGCCAUAUUCAAAAGUUUUUUUCUGAACGUGGCGUGCAAGGAGCAUUUGGUGAGGACGCUACUGACGUCUAGGCAACUAGAUGUGGAUCUAAAAGUGAAGUCCAAAGUGUUGGACGAUGAAGGGAACGCAAUUCUGACCAACGAGUUGCAGCCGUAUCUGCUGGUAGCAAGCCUCGAUACGAGCAAAACUCGGCGACUCUACAUCCACUCCGGCUCCUUUUUGGCGGAUGAGCAGCCUGAUUGGGUAGUGUUCAACGAGUCGUUGGACAUCGACGGUGAGUACUUCAUGAGGGACGUCACCGCGAUUCAACCCGAGUCGUUGUUCAAUGUAGUGGCGCGACUGCGGCCAUAUUCGCGCGUUGGCGACAUACAUCGGUGGUUCGCCAAGGCGUCAUCACGCCGUUUUAGCAGUCGGGUCGAUCCGCCCUCCCAAUCGCAUCCACCCAAGCCUACAGAGAGUCAAGAUGGUGGCGAAGAUAAGUUCAUGUAUCUCCAAACCAGGUUCUCGCGCGCCCCGGUAGUAAAUCCGCUCAAAGAGGCGGAUUCUAUAGGCACUGCACUGCUCGGAGUUUUUAUCGCAUUGUUCGGGAUCACGUUCGCAUGUGUGCCCCUUUACGAGUUCUUCUGCCAGCAAUCCGGCUACAUGGGCACUACCAGGAGGGUGAAGACGUACAAGCCUCCUCCAGACGACCGUGGCGGGCGCAUGUUUGAGAUCGACUUUGUGACACAUUCUCAUUUGAACUGGGAUUUCAAGCCGGCGCAGCGCAGCGUGGUAAUAGGAGCCGGUGAGACAACGCUUGCAUUCUACACCGUGAAGAAUCUAACCGACCAACCCGUGAUCGGCGUGGCCGCCUAUCACGUCAUCCCAGACGAGGCCGGUGGAUUUUUCAACAAGAUACAGUGCUUCUGUUUUGAGGAGCAGAUGCUGCAUCCAGGCGAGGAAGUUGACCUUCCGGUGCUCUUCUUUUUGGACCCGGACAUUUUGAAAGAUAAGCGUUUGUACGGAGUCGACAAGAUAACCCUGACAUACACUUUUUUCGAGGCCAAUUCAGAAAUUCCACCGGAGUACACUACGUUAUUGAAUCGGAAUAACGAUAAUGAAGAAGAAUAA
Babesia ovata is the source of this 2943-nucleotide messenger RNA. RefSeq lists its product as uncharacterized. Gene Ontology annotation, cellular component: intracellular anatomical structure. Gene Ontology annotation, molecular function: copper ion binding; RNA binding. The transcript has 9 exons. The coding region runs from base 1 to 2943 and encodes 980 amino acids. Lineage: Eukaryota; Apicomplexa; Aconoidasida; Piroplasmida; Babesiidae. The record is from RefSeq and is a predicted model, not a curated record.